Messenger RNA from Megalopta genalis, 3183 nucleotides. It is a transcript of the gene Cka, whose product is annotated as Connector of kinase to AP-1. Gene Ontology annotation, molecular function: protein binding. The record is from RefSeq and is a predicted model, not a curated record. NCBI's taxonomy places the organism in Eukaryota, Metazoa, Arthropoda, Insecta, Hymenoptera, Halictidae.
AAUACACCUGAAUACACUACGAGAAUGGUGGAAACUAGUACGAUUCUGAAGAUAUGCAAGAAAGGAAUAAUACUUGUCUGCUAUUUCAACAGAGUUGAACAGAGCUUAUAAGGUUUCUCAGUGAACAAUUAACGAACGACAAAGUUUUCCAAAGAGUAUAUCGGUUUUAUUGGAAUCUAAUACGCCCGCAUGCGUAUUAAUUACUUCUUUUCGCGAACUCGAUCGAAAUACAUUAUCCGACGGGAGAGCACUCUUUGGGCUCCAGAGGAAAGAAAAGUUGUUGUAAUGGCUGCCGUGUCAUGAAAUGAAGGUACCAGCACGGUUUGAUCGUUCCACGAUGGAGGAUAACUCCAGUUCUACAUCUCAAAACCAUAAUGGACAAGAAUCUAGUGGUACGAAUGUUCCGCUGACAAACAAUAAACAUCAGAGCUACAGUGACAGCACUAGCGAUUCCAAACCACAAUACACUAUGCCUGGCAUUCUACAUUUCAUUCAGCAUGAAUGGGCUCGCUUCGAAUUUGAAAGAUCGCAAUGGGAACUUGACAGAGCAGAAUUCCAGGCUAGAAUAGCUUUUUUAAAAGGUGAAAGAAAAGGACAGGAAAAAUUAAAAAAUGACUUAGUAAGAAGAAUAAAAAUGUUAGAAUACGCAUUGAAACAAGAAAGAGCAAGGUAUCAUAAGCUGAAAUAUGGAACUGAUCUGGUGACUCAAGGAGAUGUAAAGCCUCCUGUUUAUGAAGAAGGUAGUAGUACUUGUGUUAACUCAGAAGUUGGAGGAGAUGGUGAUGGAGAAGCUCCAUUUACUUCAGUCAGCAACAUUAGUUGGAAACAAGGUCGCCAAAUUUUGAGACAAUAUUUACAAGAGAUUGGUUACACUGAUACAAUAAUAGAUGUACGAUCAAACAGAGUAAGAUCUUUACUUGGCUUAAAUAAUAAUACAGACUCAGAAGAUAUGAAUCCUCCUGCAUUAAAUGAUAAGAAUGUAUCUAAACCAUCAAAUAAAGAAUAUCGAAUGGAAACUUGUAUCCGCAACUUUCCAAAACCAAAAGAUGAGACAGAAGAAAUAAUGAUAGAUACUGAAGCAGCUUUUAUGGAAAAAUUUGAGCUUCUGGCUCGGCAAGAGAUGGACAUAGAAGAAGAAGAGGGAGAUGUAGAGGAUGAUUCUUAUGAUACAAACAUUGCCCUCAAAACAAAUAAAUCAUCUAUGCUUUUAAAUGAAGAUGUCGAUGCCGAGGCUGAAGAAGUAUUAAAUGAAUUAAACCUUCUCACAGAAAUUGAAGAAUCACCAGCCGGUUCUGUUCAUUUAGACGCAAUACAUAAAGGUUUACAACCUGAUCUAAGGUGUCCAAAUAAAGAAGGAGAUUCCACAUUGGAAUUGGGGGAAUUAGAACUAUUGUGUGUUAACAAUGAUCCAGAAACAUCAUACGAUAUGGUAGCUGCAACGAAGGAAACUUUCAGAAAAACUUGGAACGCAAAAUAUACGUUGCGAUCUCAUUUCGAUGCUGUUCGAGCACUCGUCUUCCACCCCACAGAAGCUGUUCUUAUAACCGCAAGCGAUGACCAUACCCUGAAAUUAUGGAAUCUUCAUAAGACUUUACCUGCAAAGAAAUCAGCUUCAUUAGAUGUCGAACCACUAUAUACAUUUAGAUCGCACACUGGUCCAGUCCUAUGUUUAGCUAUGUGUAGCACAGGAAAUCAAUGUUAUAGUGGUGGUUUAGACGGUAUGAUUCAUUGUUGGACACUACCAUCGGCUAACAUAGAUCCAUAUGAUUCCUAUGAACCAAGUGUCCUUAGCCAAACAUUAAAGGGACAUACAAAUGCAGUUUGGGGUUUAAGUAUGUAUCAACCACGAUCGCAAUUGUUAUCGAUUAGCGCCGAUGGAACUGUCAAAUUGUGGAGUCCACAAAGCAAAUCUCCCUUACUUCAUACAUAUGUCUCUGAGCAAGAUGGCAUACCGACUUCAGUAGAUUUCAUAAGAGAUGAGCCGCAUAAAUUAGUUGUAGCUUAUGAGGGAGCGUGUGUGGUGUUUGAUACAGAAACUGGCGAAAGCGUAGCUCGUCUCGAAGCCAAUGAAACAAAGGGUUUUAACCGUGUUGUGGCCCAUCCAACAUUACCGUUAGUCGUUGCUGCACACGAAGAUCGACAUAUUAGAUUUUAUGAUCAUCGAUCAGCUACUCUUGCUCAUGCCAUGGUUGCUCAUUUGGAUGCAGUCACUAGUCUUGCUGUAGAUCCUCAUGGUUUAUAUUUACUUUCAGGAAGUCACGAUUGCAGUAUAAGAUUAUGGAAUAUGGAUAAUAAGACUUGUGUUCAGGAGAUAACAGCACACCGUAAGAAGUUUGACGAAAGUAUUUUAGACGUAGCAUUUCAUCCAUCGCGACCUUUUAUAGCGAGCGCAGGGGCCGAUGCUCUUGCCAAAGUGUAUGUGUGAGAUGUAAAUUAAGGUACACAAUUUCUACUAUUGACAUGCAUCAGAUGGAACAGAUUUUGUACUCAUUCUUUCUAGAUAGUUUUACCUGCACGUGUUACACUUCCAAUUUUGUUGUAACUUAUAUUGCUCUACUUAAAGUACCAUUCUAGGAAAUAUCAGAUCGGGCAUAUAGAUAUAGCUGUGUUAAUGAAAGAAAUUGAAAUUUGCACAUAACCCUUGUCCGCGGAAAUUGAUAAAAAAGAACAAUAAAAAUUCGAAUAUAAAACGCUGAAUAUUGAUGAAAUCUUUAUUAAGUAGCUACAUUGUUUGGAAUAGCGGAAGGGGUCUGUCUUGUAGAAUAUUAGUUAACAUAGUUCUAAUAAUUAGACAAAGAAAACACCCCUUACCCAAAAUCCAGGAAGCACACUGCCGCAGUAGCAUAAUAUUUAUCCCUAUGUUAACUAUUUAUUACCAAUAUUACAGUUACUGUUGCACAGCUACUGGAGAUUAAUACAUACUAUGCGAGGAUAAAACUUGUCCUAAAAUAAAAUAUAUCAAUUAGUCUCCCAUUACAUAAUUUUUAUGCCACCUUAUAUAUUUAUCAAGGUUGGCAUAUAGCAACAACAAAAAAAGCAGCAGCAACAAGAACAACAACAAUAAUAAUAAUAAUCAUAAGUUACAUAAUGUAAGACAUAAUAUUAAUAACAGUAAAUUAUAACUGUGUGUUUCUCUGUAAUAUAUUGUAUUUAAAAAUAGAUGAACUGUGUAACGUACUAUAA